Molecule: messenger RNA, 1287 nt
Organism: Puntigrus tetrazona (Sumatra barb)
Lineage: Eukaryota; Metazoa; Chordata; Actinopteri; Cypriniformes; Cyprinidae
Gene: s100b
Product: S100 calcium binding protein, beta (neural)
Exons: 3
Coding region: 106-393 (95 amino acids)
Biological process (GO): positive regulation of canonical NF-kappaB signal transduction; positive regulation of cell population proliferation
Cellular component (GO): cytoplasm; nucleus
Molecular function (GO): calcium ion binding; RAGE receptor binding; S100 protein binding
Source: RefSeq, a predicted model, not a curated record
CUCCGUUCCAGCCCUAUAAAUGGACUCCCAUCUCCCUCUGCUCCGAAUCGCUUCAUUCUGACAAACUCUUCUUGCCGAAAACGUUGAGCGCCGCACCGCAUUAAGAUGUCAGACUUAGAGAACUGCCUGGGAACCAUCAUCGAGGUCUUCCACAAAUACUCAUCCAAAGAAGGCGACAAGUUCAAAUUAAAAAAGACCGAACUCAAGGAGCUGCUCACGAAUGAAUUUCCGACUCUCACCGAGCAUGUGAAAGAUCAAGCAACAAUGGACAGUUUGAUGGAAAGCUUGGAUACCGAUGGCGACUCGGAGUGUGAUUUCCAGGAGUUCAUGACCUUCAUCACCAUGGUUACCAUCUGCUGCCAUGAGUUUUUCGAACACCACGAAGACGAAUGAGUCGAAUUUAACAAAACGAGUUCGGUUUUGGUAGUUUAAUGAGUCCCAGUACAUAAAGUUUGCUUUGUUCUUUAUCGUAUUAUUUUAGGAUUAUUGUUUCGUUUGCACAGAACGUCCAUGCAGCUUGUACGACAGUUUGUUUGGCUUAUUUUUCUAGAAUCAAAACUAGUUCGUAAUUUAUUACGAAGCAUGUUUCUAUUAUGUUGCCUAGGCAUCCCCAUCAUAAAUCUCAUUGAGUGAAACGCGGACCAGGUGUUGCGCUCUUGCCGUUUCAAUUCCAGACUGAUUGUGAAAUGUUUUUUUUUUUCUGAUUAGCUUCAGACUAUUAGGCUGCUAUUGACUUACGUCGGAUUGUUCCGGGGCCUGAGACAAAUCAUACCGUGCUUUAAAAAGACCCACCAAAGCGAAUUAUUCUUCUGAAAAUAUCUAAUACGAUGUUUACAACCAUCCAUAAAUGAUUUGGAACUUCAGAUCAAUCCCAUGUGUUAUUAGAGCCAUGAAAACUCGACAGUUUUUCAUGUAUUGCAUGUCCAGAAUAUUUACUAGCAGAUUUUAAUAGUACAUGAAAUGUGUUUUCCCGCUGUAACCUAAGCUAACAGCCGAUCUCACAACAACAGGCUUAAUUCAUGAAGCAAAUGGGCAAAUCGUACAUGAAUCUACUGAAUGCGACAAUUUACUUACGAAUGUAUUACGGACAAUUAAAUUGUGUAAUAAGGCCCUACAGUGAAUGUUUCCUUAUAAAGUUAAACAAAAGAUGAACGAGUUUCAGAAGCCAAACUGUUAGAAUUAUGGAAUAAAAACUAGCGAAAUAAAUUGUGAACAUGAGAUUCAAGUAACGUGUGGAUUUUUGAAACAUUGAAUGCAUUAGUUUUAAAAUAAAGAUGUUCAAUAAAA